Molecule: messenger RNA, 1062 nt
Organism: Acinonyx jubatus (cheetah)
Lineage: Eukaryota; Metazoa; Chordata; Mammalia; Carnivora; Felidae
Exons: 2
Coding region: 346-990 (214 amino acids)
Source: RefSeq, a predicted model, not a curated record
AGAUGUGUGGUUUGAAGAGCUAGCAGCAACAUUUUGUUCUUUAUGCAAUUAUUCACAUGAGCCAGCAUGAAAUACGAAGACAAUGAAAGGGAGAAGGACAAAAGAGGAGGAAGUGAUGGAGGAGGAGACUGCUGUCAAUAUUGGGGACUGCGCAAUGCAAGUAAGACCAGGCUUGUGACACUGAGAAAUUGCCCUCAUAAAUCCUCUCGUCUCUCCUCCUCUUUCAGUCCCUCUCCUGUCUAAUAUGCUCAGGUAUCUCUCGUCUUCGUUAAAAAUUUAAAAAUUCCUUUACCCUGUGGAUUCCUCGAGUUCCCAUUCUUGUUUUUGUUUGUUUCUAUUCUUUUCAUGGCCCACAUCUCAGAUGCACACACUUUUUCUUCCCUAUUUCCUCUUGCCCAGCACUUCCCAUCAUGUCAUAACCCCGUUCCCAGAACAAUAUCAAUACUGAAUUGUUCUCUCAAAGGUCAGCAAGGGGAGCAAAACAACCUCCUUCCCACUGCCACCCCCACCAAACCUGGUGCAGACAUGGCCCGAGCAACCUUCGGGAACACGGAGCUAAGUACGCUGCGCUCUGCGAGCUGUUCUGGUGAGACCAAGCCUCCAGGCAGAGGCUGCCAGUCACCGGGGAACAAGCAAGUCCCUGUCUCUACACCGGAAACAGGAACUCUGAAGGGGACAGAGAGGCAGCAGCGGUUGCACAAACUGAGGAGUCGGGUCUGCGCAGAGGACUUCGGCGUUGUUGCAGGACCCGGAUGCUGUAAACGGCUGGUGUGCGUGCAGGAGCGAGAUGGCCCACUGCAGGCUAAAAAGGGGGAUACCCCCCGCUUCUGUCCUCCACCACAGUCAUUGCAGGAUAGGAUGGGAUUUUAUAAAGAAGUCAGCAAUGUUUCCUUAGAAAAUGACGCCUUUAUUACCAAAUUCAGUGGACUAUUCUUACCCUCUUUCCCAACAUACAUUAUUAACCACGAGGUAAUCACAAUACCUGUGUAAUGCCCCAGAAUUUACACAGGUGAGAACCUGACUCACCUUCCCCUCUGAUGGAAGGAAUAAAGGAAAAACCUG